Messenger RNA from Juglans microcarpa x Juglans regia, 1331 nucleotides. RefSeq lists its product as uncharacterized. The transcript has 10 exons. The record is from RefSeq and is a predicted model, not a curated record. Lineage: Eukaryota; Viridiplantae; Streptophyta; Magnoliopsida; Fagales; Juglandaceae. Bases 141 to 1151 code for a protein of 336 amino acids.
CUGGGAAAGAAAGAGAGAGGGAGAGGGGAAGGGAGAAUGCUAAUAGAAAGGAGUAAUCAAAGGUGGCCGGCCCAUUGUCCUCUGUAACCCCAUCAAUUUACUUUAAUUUCGAAUUCAGCUUCUUUUUCCACUUUCUAGCAAUGGCGAACAAGAAGAAGAAGACGACGAACUCACCCAAAUCAGAGCAAAUUGAUAACCUACCAUAUUAUUAUUCUCAAAAGCCCAGAAGCUCACCACCCAAACGCCGCUCCGACUUCUCCUCCUUCUUCUAUUCCGCUCCUCUCUCCAAUUCAGGUUCCUUACCGGGGUCAUCCUGUGGUGAAGUUGGAUUGUCCAAUGUCACCAUGAAUAGCUUGCACGACAGAAAUGCUGAAGGAAAACAGUUGCCUGAGCAUCCUCUGGUUCAAUGCUGCAAGUUCCAGGAUACAGAACUACGAUUCUCCUCGGAUUUCUCUGAAACCCUGAUCGUAGAAGUUGAAACAGUAGCACAGAAUGAACUUUUUGACACCUUGAGUGAAAGAAACGUUGGUGAACAAACAAGUGAUACUGCAAGGUCGGUAGAAUGCACCCCUUCGAAAUCGCAUGCUACAGAAAGCAAUGGUUUUUGCAUAACACCAGGAAGUGUUGUGUGGGCUAAAACAGCUAGCCACAUGUGGUGGCCUGCUAAGAUCACAGAUCGAAGAUACAAUUCAGCUGACACAAGGAACCAAGAUACUGGUGGACAUGUUCUAGUAGAAUUUUAUGGAAGCAAUGACAUCGCUUGGCUUGAUCCUGCCAGAGAUCUUUCCCAACUUGAGGAUUGCUUUGAAGAAAGGAGCUGUAACCCUAUGGAAGAUUUUCAAGACGCUUUAAAACAAGCCUUACUAGAGAAGGGAUGUUUAAGUUCAUGUGGAGAGUUGUUUAAGAGCCCUGAUGAUCUUAAUGACUCAGAUCAGCAAUAUCAUUCAUCUGAAAAAUGGACUUCAUCAAUUUCAAGCAGAGCUGAGGAUGAUUUCCUUGAAAGAGGGAGGGGCAAGAGGGAGCGAAAGCGUAAGCUACAUUUUGAUGAGGUAACAUUUCCACUGAUGUCAGCCAAGAAAGUUCGGCGGUUCAGGAUAAUGAGGUACCUUGGCCUUAGCGCUCCAAUUGGUUCUCCUUUUUUUAUCAACUAAACACCCCCCCCCCCCAAAUAAUGUAGCUUUGGUAAUAUUUGAUCUACCUUCUCACUCACUCACUCACUCACUCGGCAUUGUAGUUUUUGUUGCGAGGUUCUUAAGGUCUCUUAUUUAAUGACACUUCCAUCUGUAAAGAAAAUCUUUAUCAUUUGAAUGAUAUAACUAUCUCUAAUCUUA